Molecule: messenger RNA, 1869 nt
Organism: Glycine soja
Lineage: Eukaryota; Viridiplantae; Streptophyta; Magnoliopsida; Fabales; Fabaceae
Product: serine/threonine-protein kinase D6PKL2-like
Exons: 2
Coding region: 157-1518 (453 amino acids)
Biological process (GO): protein phosphorylation
Cellular component (GO): nucleus; cytoplasm; plasma membrane
Molecular function (GO): protein serine/threonine kinase activity; ATP binding
Source: RefSeq, a predicted model, not a curated record
AGCGAACGUGGCAGUUCCAUUUGGCCCGAUAGGAAUCAGAGGAAUGAGUGAGAGUGGGAACCCCGUUUGUUUCACUUUCCUCAUCUCUAACCCCUUAUAACACUCAAAAACACACACACACGCACUUAACUCACUUUCCAUUCCAUUCCCAACGCAAUGGACCCAUGGCUCGACGAUCUAACCUACGACCUCCAGAGUCUUAGCUUCGCCUCCACCGCCACCGCGGACAUCAAGCGGAGCACCAGCUUCGGCUCCGAAACCACCACUCUCACCGCCUCCUCCUCCGCCCACCUCCCCGCCAACAGCAAGCCCCACGCUCCCUCCUCCGACCCACGCUGGGCCGCCAUCCACCGGAUCCGAUCGGAGUCCCCCAGCCGCCGCAUCCUCCCCUCCGACCUCCGCUUCUCCCGCCGUCUCGGCUCCGGCGACAUCAGCUCCGUCUACCUCGCCGAACUCAACGACGGGUCCCUCUCCGUGAUGUUCGCCGCCAAGGUGAUGGACAAGAAGGAGCUGGCCAGCCGCAGCAAGGAAGGAAGAGCCAAGACCGAGAGGGAAAUCCUCGAAUCCCUCGACCACCCCUUCCUCCCCACCCUCUACGCCACCAUCGACGCCGCCAAAUGGCUCUGCCUCCUCACCGAGUUCUGCCCCGGCGGCGACCUCCACAUCCUCCGCCAACGCCAGCCCCACAAACGCUUCCCUGAACCCGCCGUCAGGUUCUAUGCGUCAGAGGUGCUAGUGGCACUUGAAUACCUCCACAUGAUGGGGAUAGUGUACCGUGAUCUGAAGCCGGAGAACGUGUUAGUUCGAUCAGACGGCCACAUCAUGCUCACUGAUUUUGACCUCUCGUUAAAAUGUGAUGAUUCCACAUCAACGCCCCAGAUCAUCUUGGAUCAGAAAAACACCCCACACAAGGACCCCCACGUGGAUCCCUCGCAGUCUCAGUUCACCUCGUCUUCCUGCAUACUACCCAGCUGUAUAGUCCCCGCCGUGUCGUGUUUCCACCCAAAACGCAAGCGCAAGAAGAAGCAGGCCCAACAUAAUGGGCCUGAGUUUGUGGCCGAGCCCAUUGAUGUUCGCUCCAUGUCCUUCGUUGGGACCCACGAGUACCUGGCUCCGGAAAUCGUGUCCGGGGAGGGCCACGGUAGUGCCGUGGACUGGUGGACUUUGGGCAUAUUCAUAUUUGAAUUGUUCUAUGGUGUCACGCCCUUUAGGGGAAUGGACAACGAGCUAACCCUAGCAAACAUUGUGGCUCGAGCCUUGGAGUUCCCUAAGGAACCCUCCGUGCCACCCACGGCAAAGGACCUCAUCUCUCAGCUAUUGGUUAAGGACCCUUCGAGGAGGCUAGGCUCAACAAUGGGUGCUUCCUCUAUCAAGCACCACCCCUUUUUCCAAGGUGUUAAUUGGGCAUUGCUAAGGUGUACUCCUCCACCCUUUGUGCCCCCACAUUAUAUUAAAGAAGCUGUAUCAUCUCAUCAUGAAAUUGAAACUUGUCCGCAGACUCCCAUUGAUUAUUAUUGAUGGUCAUAGGGAGGAGAUUCAUGAAGUACAGUUAAUAAGAUAGUUCCACCAGAUUUAAUUAUUUUCCUCUCCUCCGUUUAAUUUUUCACCAUACUUUUUUUUUUUAUUUAUUAUAGCAAAAGUGUAAUUGUCAACCAACCAUGAAUAUACAUAAUAAAUAGCAAAGUGUAAUUGUCAACCGACUAUGGUACUACUAAUAAUUGAGAUUGAUGAUAGGUGAUGGGGUCUGGUGGCGUACCAUGUGGGAGGCUUGAAAUUAACUUUACUUGGUUGGUGAUUUGUAUGUAAUGUGGUUGGCGACAAAAGGUGCACAUGACUUUAGUAAUAUUUUGGUGAGUUUUUUUCUAGACA